AAAAACAUAAACACAACCUCCUCCUACAAGCUUACAACAUAAAUCGAAGAACGCAAUGAGAGAAAUUAUUCAUUUAUCAGCUGGUCAGUGUGGUAACCAAAUCGGUGCUGCCUUCUGGGAAACUAUCUGUGGUGAGCAUGGAUUGGACAACAAUGGUAACUACCAUGGUACCGAGGAGAUCCAGAGGGCCAAGUUGAACGUUUAUUUCAACGAGGCCUCCUCCGGUAAAUAUGUGCCACGUUCCGUUAACGUUGAUUUGGAGCCAGGUACCAUUGACGCCGUGAAGAACUCCAACAUUGGUAACUUGUUCAGACCGGAUAACUUCAUCUUUGGUCAGUCCUCCGCAGGUAACGUCUGGGCAAAGGGUCACUACACUGAAGGUGCCGAGUUGGUGGACUCUGUGAUGGACGUUGUUAGAAGAGAGGCAGAGGGUUGUGACUCCUUACAAGGUUUCCAAAUCACCCACUCUCUCGGUGGUGGUACCGGGUCUGGUAUGGGUACCCUUUUAAUCUCCAAGAUUAGAGAGGAGUUCCCAGAUAGAAUGAUGGCUACAUUCUCUAUUGUUCCAUCUCCAAAGACGUCAGACACCGUUGUCGAGCCAUAUAAUGCCACCUUGUCCAUUCACCAGUUGGUUGAGAACUCGGAUGAAACUUUCUGUAUCGACAACGAGGCCUUGUACGAUAUCUGUUUGAAGACUUUGAAGUUGAACCAACCAUCGUAUAACGAGUUGAACCAUUUGGUCAGUUCUGUGAUGUCCGGUGUUACUACGUCUUUACGUUACCCAGGUCAGUUGAACUCCGAUUUGAGAAAAUUGGCUGUCAACUUGGUUCCAUUCCCAAGAUUGCACUUCUUCAUGGUUGGUUAUGCCCCAUUGACAUCUUUGGGUUCGAAGGAGUUCAGAUCCUUGACUGUUCCAGAAUUGACACAGCAGAUGUUUGAUGCUAGAAAUAUGAUGGCUGCUUCUGACCCAAGAAACGGUAGAUACUUGACCGUUGCUGCUUUCUUCAGAGGUAAAGUGUCCGUGAAGGAAGUGGAAGAUGAGAUGUACAAAGUUCAAACCAAGAACUCUGCUUACUUUGUCGAAUGGAUUCCAAACAAUGUCCAAAGUGCUGUCUGUUCUGUCGCUCCAAAGGACUUGGAUAUGGCUGCUACUUUCAUCGGUAACUCAACGUCCAUCCAGGAGUUGUUCAAGAGAGUGGGUGACCAGUUCUCUGCCAUGUUCAGAAAGAAGGCUUUCUUGCACUGGUACACAUCUGAAGGUAUGGAUGAGAUGGAGUUCACCGAGGCUGAGUCCAAUAUGAACGAUUUGGUCUCAGAGUACCAGCAAUACCAAGACGCCACUGUGGAUGAUGACGAGGAGCUGGAUUACGCUGACGAGCAAUCUCUUGACGAAGUUCUGGAAUAAGCUUAAGAAGCUUACUUCUUCAAGUCCUUUCCGAUACCCAGACUCACAGCCAGAUAAUUCAACCCUCCAUCACUUUCCUCCUCCGUACCUUUAAUGUCCACGUACUGUGCAACCAUGCCCUCCUCUCUUGCCCACUCCCACCAUACCCAACACGUAUCCCAGCUGAACCCACUGGUCGUUUUUCUUCCUCGCGUAAAGUACCAUCAUGUUCUCUCGGUCUAACUACAUCGUUCCAGCCCUGUCCUCUACA
Williopsis jadinii is the source of this 1655-nucleotide messenger RNA. It is a transcript of the gene TUB2, whose product is annotated as beta-tubulin. The transcript has 3 exons. NCBI's taxonomy places the organism in Eukaryota, Fungi, Ascomycota, Saccharomycetes, Phaffomycetales, Wickerhamomycetaceae. Bases 56 to 1405 code for a protein of 449 amino acids. Gene Ontology annotation, cellular component: microtubule; cytoplasm. Gene Ontology annotation, molecular function: GTPase activity; GTP binding; structural constituent of cytoskeleton. Gene Ontology annotation, biological process: microtubule cytoskeleton organization; mitotic cell cycle. The record is from RefSeq and is a predicted model, not a curated record.